Molecule: messenger RNA, 279 nt
Organism: Dovyalis caffra
Lineage: Eukaryota; Viridiplantae; Streptophyta; Magnoliopsida; Malpighiales; Salicaceae
Source: the annotation of a GenBank genome assembly
AUGUUUGAGCAAUACCAUGAUGCCACUAGACUGAUCGUGAAUAAUCGUGAUGUGCUCUUCAUGGUCGGUUUUUCGGGAUCGGACGGUAGAGAUUCGAGAGGAGGUGUCGGUGCUAGGUGGUUAAAUCAGGUGGGGGAGAGGGAAAUUUCAGGGAUUUGGAAGGAUUGGGAGGGAAUGUGGUUUUCCUUCGCUGAUGAAGCUGAGGAAGACGAGGAGGUGGUGGUGGAGGUAAACGCGUUAGGCGCUGGGGUGGGCCGUUUUGUUUUGGCUUCCGUUUAG